Aspergillus pseudoviridinutans is the source of this 1617-nucleotide messenger RNA. Its product is annotated as MDR family MFS transporter. The record is from RefSeq and is a predicted model, not a curated record. The coding region runs from base 1 to 1617 and encodes 538 amino acids. Gene Ontology annotation, biological process: transmembrane transport. The transcript has a single exon. NCBI's taxonomy places the organism in Eukaryota, Fungi, Ascomycota, Eurotiomycetes, Eurotiales, Aspergillaceae. Gene Ontology annotation, molecular function: transmembrane transporter activity.
AUGACCACAUCCAAUUCUGACCCCCAACCUCCCAAAAAAGGAUGGCGGUUCACUGUCAUCUUUUGCGCUUUGUGCAUGACUGCCUUUCUCUCGGCUCUGGAUACGUCCAUCAUCUCCACGGCACUUCCCACGAUUGCCGCUGAUCUCGACUCGGAAACGCUCUAUGUCUGGACGAUCAACUCGUAUUUGCUCGCCUCGACAGCCGUCCAGCCACUAUUCGGCCAGGCUGCCAACAUCUUUGGUCGGCGCAGCCUCACUUUACUAUCUGUUGCUCUCUUUGCUCUGGGCAGUGGCAUUGCGGGUGGUGCUAACAAUACGGCCAUGUUGAUCGGGGGCCGGACGGUGCAGGGCAUUGGGGGAGGAGGCAUCAACACGAUGGUGGAGAUUGUGGUGUGCGACCUGGUUUCUCUCCGCGAACGGGGCAAAUACGUCGGUCUGAUCGGGUCGAUGUGGGCGAUUGGAUCUGUCGUGGGCCCCAUCCUGGGAGGCGCUUUUGCCCAGCACAUCUCGUGGCGCUGGAUCUUCUACAUCAACCUUCCCCUGUCCGGUGCCGCCCUGGCUCUGCUGAUCCCAUUCCUUCGAUUGCGCUACCGACGGGAAGGCAAUCUUCUCGACCGUUUAAAACGUGUAGACUACGUGGGCAAUGCCAUCCUGAUUCUGGCAGUGGUGGCCAUUCUCCUGGCGCUGACCUGGGGAGGCACCGUCCAUGCCUGGUCCUCCUGGCGCACCAUCGUCCCGCUAGUCUUGGGAUUUGUUGGGUUGCUAGGCUUUCUUCUCUACGAAGCGACUCCGGCCGUCAAAGAGCCUACGAUGCCCAUGCGGCUGUUCGCCAACCGGACGUCCAGCACCACCUUCGUGCUGAGCUUCCUGCAUGGCAUCCUCCUUUACUGGGUAUGCUACUUUCUCCCCGUAUAUUUCCAGGCCGUACUCGACUCCUCUCCCACUCGGUCCGGCAUUAUGCUGUUCCCCAUCGCCACCACCACCGCCCCCUUUGGCGUGCUGGCCGGCAUUUUCAUCACAGCGACAGGUCACUACCGCGUCUUCCAUUUUGCUGGCUUCGGCAUGAUGACGAUCGCCUGUGGCCUCUUCACCCUGUUAGACGACCACUCCUCGACUGGUGACUGGGUCGGAUUUCAGAUUCUGUUCGGUGUGGGUGCCGGCUUCAUCUUCACCAGCUGCCUCCCUGCCAUUCUUGCUGCGUUGCCGGAGAGCGAAGUGGCCACGGCGACGGCGACCUGGACGUUCCUUCGCAGCUUCGGAUCUAUCUGGGGCACGGCGAUUCCGUCUGCCGUGUUCAAUUCCCGGGUCAAUGAUCUCUUGGACACGAUUCCUGACGCUGCCACGCGUUCAUGGCUAGUCAACGGAGGCGCUUAUCAACAUGCCACGAAGGAAUUUCUUGGUGCCUAUCGGCAUUCCCCUCAGUGGCCAGCCAUUCUACAUGUCUAUCUGGACAGUUUGAAGACGGUGUGGUAUGUCUCGAUUGCUUUUGGCGGGAUCGGAGUCCCUUUGGCCCUGUUGAUCAAGGGACUACAUCUCCGGGAGGAGGUCAGCAGCGAAUUUGGUCUCGAGACAAAAACGGAGACAGGAAAGGAAGCUGCACCAAUGACUGCUCCCUAA